Lachancea dasiensis is the source of this 1230-nucleotide messenger RNA. The record is from the annotation of a GenBank genome assembly. Lineage: Eukaryota; Fungi; Ascomycota; Saccharomycetes; Saccharomycetales; Saccharomycetaceae.
AUGGGAGACUUCAGACAAACCUGGCAUAGGCUGAAAGCUUAUUCAGCGAGGUAUCUUUGCAAACGUCAUUUUACUGAAUUUCCCUCCGCAUGGCAUUUAUUCCUUCUCUUAUAUGUGAUCUUUCUCAUAUCCUCUAUAGAAUCUAUAGAUACGGCAAGUGCACAUCCUGUUGAUAGUCAUUCAACAACGCUGAAUGCUGCAUUUGCGACCCAGAACAAACUGUGUUCGAUGGACCAUGUUAAUGGCCAAGGAAGUUAUCGACAUUUGGUCAGUACGUUAACAGGUGUUGAUCUGGGUGCAUUUGGAAAAAGCAAAAGAAUGUACACGGGCUUCAAGUUUCACAAAGUGUAUUAUUUUGAAAGUUUGUUCAAACGGGUACGGCCCUCAUUGCAGAUGUCCUACUGCAAUCGUGGCAAGUUAAGGUGGCAGGCGUUUCAGCAUUAUAGUUCAGACAUUAGUUGGAAUAAACCUUUGUGCGUUUAUACUCCCAAGGAGACUAUAUGGGCCGGGGAUCAUAAAAAACACUGGAAAUGGUUCAAUCUACCUAAAAAGACCACCCCUCAAAAGAAGCUGGAAUCAGGAACAAGUCUGAAAGAAAUGGCUCAUAAUGACAUUGACAACUUCCAUUGCUUCAAGCUUGCCCGCCGUGAAAAAUACGCACAUCGCAAUGUAUCCUUGUACCUACCGAAUAAGUGGAUUGGUGGUCUUUUUUAUUGUCGCCUCAACCAGACCACGAAGUACUCAGUCUUGGAACGACUGAGCGAUGAUCUAGGAACAUUUGAUGGUGACUAUUAUCCCCUUUGUAGUUUGGACACAGCCAUUCCUCUCGAACCUUUGAUAUCAGAUAGCUAUUGGAGACAAUGGACCGAAGUAAAACCUGGCUCAAAAGUGCCUGUGCUUCGAAGAAUUUCGAGGACAAACAUGAAGAAGAUUUUGCCUUAUAUGCACACACCUAUCGGUGACGCCAACACAGGGAAUUUUAGCAUUGCGUCCAUGAUCAGCACUAACAUUACAUCUGAAGGGCCAACUUCCAUGUGGAAAUCACUUAUGGACUGGCGUCCAAGCACGUUGCCCACCAAUCAACGCUGGUUUGCUGAUAUUGAACCUGAUGAGUUGUAUAUUUAUAACGAAGACUACAGACCAUCGUUGUCAGAUCAUGUAGGAAGCGCGAUCAACAAGUUUGAAGACGUUUUGAACCGGGCCCAAUUUCGUGGUAUCAACACAAUUUGA